Molecule: messenger RNA, 1542 nt
Organism: Fomitopsis serialis
Lineage: Eukaryota; Fungi; Basidiomycota; Agaricomycetes; Polyporales; Fomitopsidaceae
Exons: 11
Coding region: 1-1524 (507 amino acids)
Source: RefSeq, a predicted model, not a curated record
AUGGCCAAGCAAGCCUCUCGCAAGAAAACCGGCGGCCGUGACGUGUCAACUCGUCGGCAGGGAUCGCGUGGCGGCCGGAACGCCCGCCAAGCAUCGAGAAGCCCAAUCGGGCUUGAUGAUGAGCCGAUUCACCCUGCGCCGGGUCCCAAUGUUCACGGAGCUAAUACGGGUGCCGGUCACAGUGGCGGGCAGGCUGUCCCCGGCCGACUAUUCAGCAUUCCGAAGGACGAGCCCGGCCGACUCUUCAACAUUCCCAAGGAAGAGCCCGGCCGACUUUUCAAUAUUCCGAAGGAAGAACCUGCAGAUGCGAUUCUGCCAAUUGCCACCCACGCAGCAUCCGGCCGGAAUGUUCACGGACCGAGGACAGAUGCCGGUGGCAGUGGGGAACCAAUCGCCCCGGGCAAGUUCUUCAACAUUCCAAAGGAAGAGGAUGUGGAGAUGGCCGUGCUUAUUGCAGGUCCAGAGCGUGCUCGCUCGGCGUCGGUGGCUCCACGCCUAUUUGGAAUCCCGAUGGAAGUUGAUUCGGACGUUGGUACCGACGAGAAGGUGCCUGUCGAGUCGGCGCUGGCGACGGUGAGAAGGGGAGGAAGCUUGUUCGGCAUCCCAACGGAGGAUGAGAUACCGGACAUGGAUCCGCUUGUCGCGAAGAUGUUGGCAACAACACUAGCAUCGCGGGCCGGGAGCUCCGUUGCACGUAGUGAGUCGCCGCAAGAGCGUGUGCCCGCCAAGGUGGAUGGCCGUGCGCACAGCCGGAAGCUAUUCAACAUCCCGAUGGAAAUCGCUGAUGAGACCGCCACCGACGAUCAUGAGGGGUCCCUUCCGCCGGGCCCGCCGAGCAGGGGAACGGACGAGCCGGCCGACGCUCAGAAGAUACAAGCUGACGAACCGGCUGGGCGUGGCGCAAGGGCCGCAAGCUGCGACUCCGACGUCGUGAUCACCGGAUACACGCCCGCACCACUGACGCACGCCAGCAACGACUCCGACAUCGAGAUCACGGAUGGCCGACCGGACAACAGGAGCACCUCGAGCGGCCGACACGCUGAUGGUAAGGCCCUCCGGGUGCCGGCCUUCCCCGAAUUUUCAGGGUAUCAGAAAAGCGCACCGCCCUUGGACGGGGUUGCGGCAUCCCCGGGGUCGGGGAGCAAUGUGCUUGGAGGCGUUAGCCCCAGCACAGGUGAGGAAGAAGGCACCCGCAAGGACAAAGGAAAGUCCCGUGAGUUGCCCGCCGAGCCUGACAGGAUGGUCCCUGCCAACAUUACCAGCACCCUUGCUCCACACCAUGAGCAAGACGAUGCAUUUUUCACCUUCGCUCCGACUGCGACGAAUGCGUUCAAUCCGGCUCCGGAAACCCAUGGCGGUCUGACCGGCGCAAUGUCGUCACGAGUGCUGGAGUUGGCCGCCGAGCGUGCCGCGGUGAUGGCACACAUCGAUUCGUUGUUGGCACUGCAGCGCGCAAACAACCAAAACAGGGCGGCAGUAGCAUGGGUGAAGGAAUGGUAUCGCGAGGCGAGUGGUUCACGGUAGACAGAUUUGUAAUGCUCU